This is a messenger RNA of Carlito syrichta (Philippine tarsier), 1487 nucleotides long. Its product is annotated as oligodendrocyte transcription factor 2. The transcript has 3 exons. NCBI's taxonomy places the organism in Eukaryota, Metazoa, Chordata, Mammalia, Primates, Tarsiidae. Gene Ontology annotation, molecular function: protein dimerization activity. Bases 236 to 814 code for a protein of 192 amino acids. The record is from RefSeq and is a predicted model, not a curated record.
UGUUCCCCGCCCCCGCCCCGGCCACCGCUGCCGCCGUCGCCGCAGCCAACGGGCUAUAAAAACCGGCCGAGCCCCGAAAGGUGCGGAUGCUUAUUAUAGACCGACGCGACACCAGCGCCCGGUGCCAGGUUCUCCUCUGAGGCUUUUCGGAGCGAGCUCCUCGAAUCGCAUCCACAUUCUGGGGGCCGAGGGAAGGAGGACCCUGCGAAAGCUGCUAUUAUCCUCUUCCGGGGCCAUGGACUCGGACGCCAGCCUGGUGUCCAGCCGCCCGUCAUCGCCAGAGCCCGAUGACCUUUUCCUGCCGGCCAGAAGCAAGGGCAGCGGCGGCGGCGGCUUCACGGGGGGCACCGUGUCCUCGUCCACGCCGAGCGACUGCCCGCCGGAGCUGAGCGCCGAGCUGCGCGGCGCCAUGGGCUCGGCGGGCGCGCACCCUGGGGACAAGCUGGGAAGCAGCGGCUUCAAGUCAUCGUCGUCCAGCACCUCGUCGUCCACGUCGUCGGCGGCCGCGUCGUCCACCAAGAAGGACAAGAAGCAGAUGACGGAGCCGGAGCUGCAGCAGCUGCGCCUCAAGAUCAACAGCCGCGAGCGCAAGCGCAUGCACGACCUCAACAUCGCCAUGGACGGCCUGCGCGAGGUCAUGCCGUACGCGCACGGCCCGUCGGUGCGCAAGCUCUCCAAGAUCGCCACGCUGCUGCUGGCACGCAACUACAUCCUCAUGCUCACCAACUCCCUGGAGGAGAUGAAGCGUCUCGAUGUCGGAGGAAACCCACGCCCUCUAAGAACCGUGGCCUCUCCUCCCUGUCUCUCCUGUUGAUUCAGGGGUAUGUGGUUUUCUAAUAAAUCCGUGGGUGUUCCUUUUUCAACAGUAUGAGCGAGCUCUGUAGACGCUCAGAGAGCCACCUGUGGAUCGGAAUAACCCGAAACUGCCGAUUCUCUCGGUUAUUUUAAAAUAGAAAUCACCAUCCCUCCCCCUUCUGUCCUUCUCUGAGCACUGAUUUGGUUAUUUUGGUACCUGUGGACUUGGCAGAAUUAAAAGGCAGUUGCUGCGAACACUGCUUGGGUGAUCUGGGGAGGGGGGAGGUUCUGUUGACUUUUUAAACAUUUCUUGGCUGUGUAAAUAUCGUGUCAAAUGCGGUAAGUGCGCGAUGCGAAGCUGUUUACUCACGUGGCUGCCAGCCCUACCGGAGUCCAGGCCAGCUCGCGCCUCUCGAUUUUGGUUCUUUUUCCACGUUUAACACGCGCGGGCGGCUCCUCCACGUGUUUCCCGCUCCCGUGCGCCCCGCCUCGGCACCGCCUGCGCGGCGGUCCGGGCUUCUGAGCGUCUGCCGGUAACAUCCGUCCUCAAUCGCGCUGCCCCUCGCAAAGAGUGUAUCAUCUGUUUUAUUUUUGUAAAAAACAAAGUGCUAAAUAAUAUUUAUUACUUGUUUGGUUGCAAAAACGAAAUAAAUGAUCGAGUGUUGAGAUUUUAAAUAAAACGUCAAGUAAGG